GGAGCACACGAAAGCAGCACUACCAAAGCGGUCAAAGGCCAGGGACACACUACGCUCUUUUUAUUUUUGUUAGUUUUAUAUUCUACGAUGGAUUCCCAACCUCCACCAAAACCAUGGGAAAGACGUAUUCCAGGAGCUAUCGGCGCACCUUUAAAUUAUAGAUCUACAGACUUCAGACCAGCAGCUGGGGGCCUUUCCACACCAGCAGGCCCACCUGUUCUAACCAGAAUGGCUCCUCCAGUGCCUCCCCGCCCCAUGCAGCAGUCAUAUCGUCCUUCCUACAGCUCUUUUACCUCCUCCUACAGUCCCUAUGGGAGCUCCCUCUAUGGUGGCUACAGUCCUUACAGCUAUGGCGGCAGCUAUGGCAUGGGAGGGUACAGCCGCUUCCCACACACAGAGGACGUCCCUCCCAGCCGCUUUGUACAGCAGGCGGAGGAAAGCAGCCGCGGUGCCUUCCAGUCCAUUGAAAGCAUCGUCCAGGCCUUUACCUCGGUCAGCAUGAUGCUGGACGCCACCUUUUCAGCAGUGUACAACAGCUUCCGCGCUGUGCUGGAUGUAGCCAACCACCUAACAAGGCUGCGUGCUCACUUCACAAGGGUUCUGUCAGCCUUCGCUCUGGUGCGAACGCUGCGCUACCUCUACAGACGCUUGCUGAGACUGCUGGGUAGAAGGUCAGAUACUGAUGUUGAAGACCUGUGGGCUGACAGCACAACGGAUGCCCUGGCUACAGCUGCAUCCAGGGGUUAUGGAGCAGGGGCUGAGGAUCAGAGUGUAAAGUCCUGGCCAAUCUUCCUUUUCUUUGCUGUAGUUCUUGGUGGACCCUAUCUCAUCUGGAAGCUGCUAAGCUCCACUGCAGGCUCUGAAGAAAGUGCCACUAACUGGGCCAGUGGGGAGGACGACCAUGUUGUGGCCAGAGCAGAAUACGAUUUUACGGCUUCUUCAGAGGAGGAAGUUUCGUUGCGGGCUGGAGACAUGCUUAAUCUGGCCCCUAAAGAGCAACAACCCCGGGUGCGAGGAUGGCUGCUGGCCAGCCUAGACGGUGAGACCACUGGACUCGUCCCCGCAAACUACGUCAAGAUCCUUGGAAAAAGGAGAGGCCGUAAGCACGCAGAGAUGGAGAGGCUCACUCAGGUUGAGCAAGGGAGCGUGCAGACAUCCCAGACAGCCUCACAGUCUGUUGCAGCCAGAGACUUCAGCUCUGACCUCGCCACAGCCUCUGCAGAGCAGCUCCUGGAGUCUGCAUACAGAGAAACUCCUGCUUCCUUUGAUCUGAGCACGUCGAGCUCCGACAUGCCAUCUACCACUGUGGUGAACGUGCCCGAAAAGACUGACCUCUGAAGGCUAUGUCUUCAUGUGUAGGGAUUUAUAAUUAACAAUGAAUAGCUCAGUCUGUGCUUGUUUGCAAUCUGUAACUCUUGAAGUUAACUAAAAUUCAAACGAUAGCAGUUGUAUUCACAAAGAAUCUCAUCAUAAACGCCUUAUUAGUUCUUAAUUUAAAAUAUCAAAAUCUGAAUUCAGGUUUUCUAAUGGAAAACUUUUAAAUAAAAGUAUUAGGAUAUCUUUACAUUUUCUCAUUCAGAGGUUGCACAAUAAAUGCUUGAGCAAGUUUCUUUUGCAAGGUCAUGAAAGAAUCUGGUAUGUUAUCAGUUUUUAGGAGAAUGAGUUUGAUAAUGUGAUUAUGUUAUCUUGUGAAGCUUGGGCUCUCUGUUGAUGGCCGCCUGGUCUUCUGUGUUGGCUUCUGUCUGGAACAAAUAUGAUUCAGAGUUGGAGAAGUGCAAUCUGCCUAAUUUCUUCACUUUAUCAGUCUCAGAGUAAUUUUGUAAAUAUUUAAUAUUAAU
Molecule: messenger RNA, 1838 nt
Organism: Cyprinodon variegatus (sheepshead minnow)
Lineage: Eukaryota; Metazoa; Chordata; Actinopteri; Cyprinodontiformes; Cyprinodontidae
Gene: pex13
Product: peroxisomal biogenesis factor 13
Exons: 4
Coding region: 88-1338 (416 amino acids)
Biological process (GO): protein import into peroxisome matrix, docking
Cellular component (GO): peroxisomal membrane; peroxisome; peroxisomal importomer complex
Molecular function (GO): protein binding
Source: RefSeq, a predicted model, not a curated record